This is a messenger RNA of Dioszegia hungarica, 609 nucleotides long. RefSeq names its product magnesium-dependent phosphatase-1. The transcript has 7 exons. NCBI's taxonomy places the organism in Eukaryota, Fungi, Basidiomycota, Tremellomycetes, Tremellales, Bulleribasidiaceae. Gene Ontology annotation, molecular function: acid phosphatase activity. The coding region runs from base 1 to 609 and encodes 202 amino acids. The record is from RefSeq and is a predicted model, not a curated record.
AUGCCCAGACGAUCAGCCCAGAAAGAAGAACCAGAACCAGUUGGAGGCUAUCGAGAUGUUCCGGUCGAUAGUCCGGAGGCUUGGCCGCAGCUCAUCGCUUUCGACCUGGACUACACCCUAUGGGACCUCUGGAUAGAUACUCACGUUUCACCGCCGUUGAAGCGGAGAGGCGAAUCGAUUAACCAACUCAUCGACCGUCGAGGACAGCCUUUGGAGUUCUAUGCUGAAGUUCCGUCGAUCUUAUCAGAGCUAAAGAGGCGGAACAUCCACAUCGCCGCUGCGUCCCGGACGUCCGCUCCUGAGCUAGCGAGAGAAGCGCUGGGCAUGAUGUUACUCCACGAUGAAGGCAAGACAGUCAAGGCCGUGUCAUACUUCAACACCAUGGAAAUCUACCCUGGCUCAAAGCUGAAGCACUUCCGCUCCAUACAUAGCAAGACUAAGAUUCCAUAUGACCAAAUGCUAUUCUUCGAUGACGAGCACCGAAAUAUCGAGACGGAAUCGCUAGGCGUCACGAUGCAGCUCGUACCUCCGAGCGGUACAGAUCGGGCGCUGCUGGCUGCUGGACUGGCACUUUGGCGGAAAAGAAGGGGAAUACGGGUGGUGGGGUGA